This is a messenger RNA of Caretta caretta (loggerhead turtle), 1590 nucleotides long. It is a transcript of the gene APH1B, whose product is annotated as aph-1B gamma-secretase subunit. Gene Ontology annotation, cellular component: membrane. Gene Ontology annotation, biological process: positive regulation of catalytic activity; protein processing. Gene Ontology annotation, molecular function: serine-type endopeptidase inhibitor activity. The record is from RefSeq and is a predicted model, not a curated record. Lineage: Eukaryota; Metazoa; Chordata; Testudines; Cheloniidae.
GGAGAAUGCGCUGCUCUGAGGAGCCACACCCCAGCCAGUGAGCCGGUUCCCUGCGUGGGCGCCAGGGCUCAGCUGUUCCCUCCGCCAGAGUGUGCGCGGGGGGGAGACGGGGUGGCGCCCGCGCGAGGCCGAAGCCCUGGGUCGGGCUCCAGCCCACCAAGGGGCAGCAGCAGCGGUGGCUUUGGCCUGGGGGCGUGUCCAGGCUCCUCAGCCAUGACCGCGGCAGUGUUCAUUGGGUGCAGCCUCAUCGCCUUCGGGCCGGCGCUGGCUUUGUGCGUCUGCACCAUCGCCGCCGAACCGCUGCGCCUUGUUCUUCUCAUCGCUGGAGGUUUCUUCUGGCUGGUCUCGUUGCUGCUUUCUUCCCUUGUAUGGUUCAUUGCAGUGCAGAUUGGUGGGAGCAAUAGUGCAUCAGUAAAGAAAAAUUUGCUCAUCUUUGGAGUGGUGUUCUCUGUCCUGCUCCAGGAAGUCUUCCGAUUUGCCUAUUACAAACUGUUAAAAAAAGCUAAUAAGGGCUUAACGACUAUAAGCCAGGAGGAAACCAUACCCAUCUCUGUCAGACAGUUGUCCUAUGUGUCUGGCCUGGGUUUUGGGAUCAUGAGUGGAAUAUUUUCUCUUGUGAAUAUCCUGACUGACUCCUUGGGACCAGGCACAGUGGGUAUUUAUGGAGAUUCUCCUCAGUACUUCGUGGCUUCUGCAUUCAUGACUUUGGCCAUUGUUCUGCUGCACAUUUUUUGGGGCAUUGUAUUUUUUGAUGCUUGUGAAAAGAAGAAGUGGUGGGCACUGGCACUCGUCAUCCUGAGCCAUUUGCUGGUAUCAGGUCUGACUUUCCUGAAUCCGCAGUACGAAGGCAGCCUAGUGCCAUCUUACAUUAUCAUGAUGCUUAUGGGUACCUGGGCUUUCUUCACUGCUGGUGGCUCCCUUAGAAAUCUGAAACUGUGUCUGAUGUGCAGAGACAAGGACUUCCUUCUAGCCAACCAGCGCCCCAGAUAACCUCUAAGCAUCUGGAUUUUACCCAUCCAUCUCUACAUGUUUAGUGAAAGCACAACUGGUGCCUGCUUGACCUUCCUUGAAUGCUAAGUUGAGAUAUUUAUGUAUUCCUGUGUAACUUGGCUUCUUUCAGCAGCUGUCUGAACUGCAUAUGUGAGUGAAAUCUCCUUAAGAGUACCCAGAAAUUAGACAAUUUACAUAUUAGCUGCUGCUUUAUGCACUGAGUUUGGGCUGAGUUAAUAGAACAAAUGAACAAAUAUAAAACAUGGAUAGACUAGAUUUAAAACUAAAAGGCUGUCUGCUAACUUCAGUUGUGAACUACACAUCCACUUUGCUAUGGAAUUAAUAAAGAUAACAUUUUAUUGUGCCACACUGAACUUCUAGAUGCAAUAAUGAAAAAACACAGUUUUCCUAUUGUGUUUUAGCCAAAGUUAAGAUGUUUCCUUUUUUAAAAAGUUAUAAUAUUUAAUAGUUAGGAUUUCUGAAUUGUUAAAAUAUGUUUUAGAGCAUAGUGCAAUAAUUUCUCUGUGUAAAUAUUAGAAAUAAAUAUUCCUUCAGGACUACAUUGUAUGUAUAGCAGAGAUGAGACACAAAGGACCAUAA